Messenger RNA from Hyaena hyaena (striped hyena), 636 nucleotides. RefSeq names its product serine peptidase inhibitor Kazal type 2 (gene SPINK2). Gene Ontology annotation, biological process: spermatid development; negative regulation of serine-type endopeptidase activity. The transcript is spliced from 4 exons. The record is from RefSeq and is a predicted model, not a curated record. Gene Ontology annotation, molecular function: serine-type endopeptidase inhibitor activity; protein binding. Bases 87 to 350 code for a protein of 87 amino acids. NCBI's taxonomy places the organism in Eukaryota, Metazoa, Chordata, Mammalia, Carnivora, Hyaenidae.
CUGUCGCUGGUCCGGCCUGGGUGAGCGCUGCGUGUCACGCGGGCACAGGAGCCGGCCGAGACGGCCCGGCGGGCCAGAGAGGGAGCAUGGCGUUCUCGGCGGCGCGCUUGGUGCUGGUGCUCCUGGCCGGGGACUUGGCAGCCUCUUUGGACUCCCUGAGCUCUGAGUUUGGCCAAACUUCAGAAUUCAGAACACCAAACUGCAAUCAGUAUAAAUUACCAGGAUGUCCCAGAGACUUUAGCCCCGUGUGUGGAAGCGACAUGUCCACUUAUCCUAAUGAGUGUACUCUGUGCAUGAAAAUCAGGGAAAGUGGUCAUGACAUUAAAGUAAUCCGGAGUGGACCGUGUUGAUGGAGCAGUUUAUAGAAGAGAACUUGGAGAAACCACCUUCAACAGUAUGCUAGAUGAAUUCCAUUUUCCCUUUUUCUCUUUCCUAUGUUCCUUUGCAUGGGAUUUGUUAGCCCACAUUUUCUGAGAGGAGGUGUGGAAGAGAGCUAUGUGCAGAGAUUGAUAAUUAAAACAAACACACACAAAAAAAAUCCUUGUUUCUUUGCUUUUGCCCCUUGAGUUAAGUUUAUUGCCCAGGUGACUUGUGUCUUGCUUUCUUUAUCUGGAAUAAAAUCAGCAUUGUAUUCAA